CAGAGGAAGCGCUAGCAGCGUUAGCUCUGUGGAUGUGUGAUGUUAGCUUGAAGACGGUGGUGUGGUCGUAUCUCAGCUAAAUAUUCCAGCUGUAACGAAGCAGCGAUGUCUUCUCUUCAGUAUCUGAGAGAGUUCGUCAACGAGCGACUAACUGCUGCUGCUGAAGAAAUAUUCGGAGUCUUUGAAAAAACCGUCGUCCAGUACGAGGAAGAGGUCGGUCGUCAGCGCAGACUGCUGGAUAUCGUUUGGAAACCUGGAAUAAAGUUACACAGGACAGAGCUCCCACAGCAACAUGUCUGUCAGGAGGAGGAGGUUCUCAGUGACCAGCAGCUCUGGAACCAGGAGACGAACUCCAGUCUGGACCAGGACGACCCAGAACCACCAAAGGUUAAAGAGGAACAGGAGGAAAUCUGCAGCAGUCAGGAGGGAGAGCAGCUUGUACUGAAGCUGGAGACUGAUACCUUUAUGUUGACUCCUGAUCAUGAGGAAAGUGACCAUAGUGAACCAGAACCAGACAGUGACCACCAGCUCCUCUCUCACACCUCUCCUGUAGCUGAGAGCCAAGAUCAGACAGGAAGUCAACAUGUGGACUCAAGAUUAACUAGAGAUGCAGAGUCAAAGCCACAGGAGAGACAUCAAAAAAACAGGAGAAACAAUGAGUACAACUCUCCUAUGUCAAAGACUGACUCUAAAACUCACACAUGUGAAAAGUCUUUCAAAUGUGACACUUGUGGAAAAGCUUUUCAGUAUAAAUCCAGAUUGAAUAAACAUAUGAAAAUCCACACAGUUGAGAAACUGUAUUUGUGCAAAACAUGUGGGAAGAGUCUCUGCAGUAGAGCAGGCUUUUUGAACCACACAAGAACUCACACGGAUGAGAUUCCCUACCCCUGCAGCACCUGUGGAAAAAGAUUUAUUGCUAUGUCAACAUUGAAAAGGCAUAUGACAACUCACACAGGUGAGAGGCCAUAUUCUUGCAAAAUAUGUGGUAAAAGUUUUGUACGUAGUACUGUCUUGAAGGUCCACGUAAGAACUCACACAGGUGAGAAGCCAUUUUGUUGUGAAACCUGUGGGAAAAGAUUUAGUGACAGUUCAUCAUAUAAAAUUCAUAUGAGAAUGCAUACAGGUGAGAAGCCAUAUUCUUGUGAAACAUGUGGGAAAAGUUUUGUAUUUAGUGGUGAUUUGAAAGUCCACAUAAGAAUUCACACAGGUGAGAAACCGUACCCCUGUAACACCUGUGGGAAAAGGUUUCGAGACAAAUCUGCCCUGAAAAAACAUAUGACAACUCACACAGGUGAGAAGCCAUAUUCUUGCAAAAUAUGUGGGAAAAAUUUUGUACGUAGCAGUGUCUUGAAAGUCCACCUAAGAACUCACACAGGCGAGAAGCCGUAUUCUUGUGAAGCAUGUGGGAAAAGUUUUGUAUGUAGUAGUAUUUUGAAAGUCCACAUAAGAACUCACACAGGUGAGAAGCCAUACACCUGCAGCACCUGUGGAAAAAGAUUUUGUCAGUCAUCAGACUUGAAAAAGCAUACAAGACUUCAUACAGUUUAAAAGUUUUAUAUUUACAAAACACAGUGAAAAGCUUUGUUAGUUGUUAAAAGUGAUAUAUGUAUAUAUGUAUGUAUAUUUUUGUCAGAGAAUUUUAUACAGGUGAAACCAUACAGAUGAAACUUUAGCAUUGAAAAGUUCAGCAACUGAAUGAACCACACUUAUUGUAGAAGUUACAUCUCUGUAAUUGAAUGUUUACAAUUUCCAAUUAAGAAGAGGUGACAGAAUCUUACUUUAAUAUAGAACAUUGCCAACAGUGGCACCAUGUUUUGUUCAACUACCUUCAUUUUUUCCCCUUUAUAUGACUAUUAUUAAUGUUUUCGUUUACAUGAGUAUUUCCUCCAAACUUGUAGUCUCCCAAAUCUUGGAAAAUAAAUUGUGAGUGCAUUUUUCCUACAAAUGUAAAUGAUUGACUUUUUAAAGGAUUUUAUUUAUUUAUAUUCUUUAUUUCACUAUUUUAUAAAUUACCUCCAUUAUAUGAGUGUUUGGUCAGCUCUCUGAUGUUGAAACUGAGAGAUUCUCUACUGCUGUUGGGUCACUUUAUGUUAUCAUCCUGCCUAUUUUUGGUCUAGGAACAUGUCCUUUAGAUUUAUAUUUUUCUUCAAUUUUGAUUUCAUCAACUUUAUACAUUUUAAUA
This is a messenger RNA of Seriola dumerili (greater amberjack), 2182 nucleotides long. Its product is annotated as zinc finger protein OZF-like. The transcript is spliced from 2 exons. Gene Ontology annotation, cellular component: nucleus. Bases 106 to 1548 code for a protein of 480 amino acids. Gene Ontology annotation, biological process: regulation of transcription by RNA polymerase II. Gene Ontology annotation, molecular function: RNA polymerase II cis-regulatory region sequence-specific DNA binding; DNA-binding transcription factor activity, RNA polymerase II-specific. NCBI's taxonomy places the organism in Eukaryota, Metazoa, Chordata, Actinopteri, Carangiformes, Carangidae. The record is from RefSeq and is a predicted model, not a curated record.